GUUUGCAAAGCAUUAGGCUUAAGAAGUAUUUAUCAGCCACGAAUAGACCACUUGCCUACAACACCUUAACGCUUUAUGAAUGUUUAUUAUAAAAAAAAACAAAAAACAUAUCUCAUAGGAAACGCUACGUUGUUCAAAUGCCGCCUCCUAUUUCAACGACACGCGUCGAGGUGGUCUGAUCCGAGCAUCCCGACGGGGCCACAGCCGAACAUCCCCGGGUGCCGGCUGCACUUCCUGCUCCCGCUCUGCCUCCUCUGCGCCGCUCACUUGCGCCCGACCGACGGACGUCGCCUCGCCGUCGUAUUAUUGACGCGUCCACAAAUCCGCAGCAGCCUUCUUUUUUUUUUUUUUUUGCGGCCGGAUCGUGGAAGCGACGCGACGUUCUCAACGAGAUUCCGAUUCUUUUCUUUUUGUCCGCGCAACUGGCCGCGACGUUUGCCGAUGUGCGACCGGGGGAUCGGGACGUGAACACGCCGGCCUGCGCUCCUGAUCGGAGCCGAGGGCAGAGCACGACUCCCCCCGACUCAGGUUGUCCUUGAUCGCGAGUUGAUUUCACCGCGGGGGGGCGGCGGCGGCGGGGGGGGCAGAGGAACCGCGCGGCUCCAAUGGCGUCAGUGGCGAAGGUGUCAAUCCUGGAUUACUUCAACAUUGUGUUCGAGGGCGAGAAUGGCAAAAUCGAGUCCAACUGCAAGGCGUGCGGCACCAGGAUCCAGGCGAAGCGGAGUGUCACGUCCAACUUCGUAACGCACCUCAAGCGGAAGCACCAGGCUAUGUAUGAUGACUUUGUGAAGAGGAAGGAUAUGAAGCGAGAGGGCUACUCCUCUGGUUCCCUGCACAGUUUCACCAGCAAUGGAGGGAACACCCGCUUCAGUCUUCCCAUCAGUCCGGGAAUAGGAGGAGGAGGAAGAGGAGGAAGAGGAGGAGGAGGGGUUGGAGGAAUGGGAACACUGGAGGGAGGAGUAGGAGCAGGCUCCGGAGGAGGGGUGACCAAGUUUGACAGACAUGACCCACGUCAGGUUUUGAUCUCUGAGGCUAUUGCUAAGAUGAUCGUGCUUGAUCUGCAGCCAGUGUCCAUAGUGGAAAAUCAAGGUUUCAGGGAGCUGCUGCAGUUCCUGGAGCCGCGUUACACUCCAGAGCCUCAGCACUACAUCCAGAGCCAGCUCCUUCCGGCCUACGCCUACCAAGUGCAGGUGACCACCCGUCAGGCCCUGGCCUCGGCACAAGCCCUCAGUCUCAGCCUGGACCUUUGGAGGGGCUUUUCUGGAGCCACAACAGGGUACCUAGGUGUCACCUGCCAUUUUCUCACAUCCGAUUGGCAGAUGCGUUCAGCUCUGCUGGCGUGCCUUCCCCUGACCAAUGGCAGCUCUGGGAAUCGCGUGCUGUCAGAUUUCGAUGAGGUGUGCCACUCUCACGGGGUGUCGGGGAGAGCAUUUCGUGUCGUUGCGGAUCCUUUUCAGGCAACAGCAACCACAAAGCCAUGUUGUCUUCCCGGGUUCCUGGUGUCACCCCCUCUGGCCAACACGCGAGAUGACAAUGAUGUUGAUGACGACGACGACGACGACGAUGAAGAUGAGUUGGACAAUGGAAAUGGUGUGGAGGAAGGGAUCAGGAAUGGCCACGGUGAUGGGGCGGAUGAAGGAGAAUGGGAGGACUCCUGGGAGCAGGCUCUGGGUGUUUGUCGGGUGGACUGUUUCUCCCGCUCUCUUGAACAGUGUGUCAGGGAGGGGUUGCGCUCCUGUGCACAGCUCUCCUCCACGCUGGCCAAGGCCGCCUGUUUCUAUAACUACAUUACCUCUGCCGUCCCACCUGAGAAACUCAGCCAGGUGUUUGACGGUACUGGACUGACGAUGGGGGCACCACAACACACCCCGCCUGCGGGUAGAGACUGGGCUGCCCAGCUUAAGGUGCUUCGACGGCUCCUGGACUCGGUGGAGUUCCUGGAGGAGAUGAGUGGUCCAGGGGAGCUGGUGCUGGGGGCUUCAGAGCGGGCCCUCCUGAGGGAGCUCACCGACACUUUGGAGCCCUUCACUGAGGCCUGGGACAUGGUGCACGGGGACAGACAGGCAGACACACAGACGGACAGACACGUGUCCAUCAGCCUGGGGCUGCCGUGUGUCCUGGGUCUUCGCAAGCAUCUCUCUGAGACGUCGACCCCCCACUGCCCCUCUCUCCUGACGGCCCUCAGCCAGGCCGUGAAGCGUCGGCUGAGUCCGAUCCUGGAGGACCCCCUCUACAUCACUGCCACCACGCUGGACCCCCAGUUCAAGCUCACUUGGAGCAGCAGCCCUGACUGGCACAAACAAGUGCUCAUAGAGGAGUUAUCCAAACAUUCCACAGCCUCCUGCCCGACAGAUCCCAACACAGACCUACACCCUCAGUCCCAGACUCCUCCUGCUCCAGCUCCGUCGCCGGUCUCCUCACUUUCUCGACCCUGCAAGCUCUUCUCUUUCAUCAAGCAGAGACCCGCAACACAGGCCAAGAGCCUGGAGCAGGAGUUGACCGUGUAUCUACGAGAGGAGCCCACGGAUGAGGAGGCUUUGCAUUACUGGCGACGUAAGGCAAUUGACUUUCCUCUGCUCGCCCAGGUGGCCAAGAGGGCAUUUACCAUACCUGCCUGUGGCUCUGUGGUGGGGAAUAUUUUCACUACUGCCGAGCGCUGCCUGCGGCCAGAGAGAGGCCGCAUUCUACCAAAGAACCUGGAGACGCUCAUCCACCUCAAAGCAAACUACAGAUUGUUAUGGACUUAGACAUAAGAGUCCAAUAUUUAUUUUAGAUAAACAGCAACUCAAGGCUUUGUACCUUCAGUUACGUCACUUCCUGGAUACCAACCUCUGUUCCCCUCUGAGAAAACAGAGCUAGCAACACAACACAGUCGUUGCACGCCACUGAGAUUGUGUGACAUAACCAGAAAUUCAGUACAGAGGCUCAGUUUAGAAGAGUUUUCCAGACUUCAGUAUGGGUCUGUUGACCAUGCAGCCUGCAUUCAGACUAUUAUAUCACAUGCUGCGGACCAAGGGGACUAGAAGCAGAUCAGUACAAAGUAUAUACUUUGACAUGGUCUUCUCCUGAUCAGGGUCUUAAGACAAACACAACCCCCCCCCCCCAAAUCACAGGUUGAGUCUGAACCAGCCAAAACUAAUAUACCAAUAAUAACUAAAUGGUCUAUUAUUGCAUACUGUGGCAUAUGGUUUAUAUUGAUGAACAAUAAUCAAGGUUGUGACUAAUUCAUUUGAUGUUGUUUUGAAGGAAAAGCAUCAGCAGGUAAAUGUUGUGUCAUCCCCUCCAUUUUCUUUGUAUGUAUACCGUAUCAUUAGGACACAAUAAUAAAUGGGUUUCAAUCCCUGAAGAAAA
Scophthalmus maximus (turbot) is the source of this 3351-nucleotide messenger RNA. Its product is annotated as zinc finger BED domain-containing protein 4. The coding region runs from base 606 to 2747 and encodes 713 amino acids. Gene Ontology annotation, molecular function: protein dimerization activity. The record is from RefSeq and is a predicted model, not a curated record. The transcript is spliced from 5 exons. Lineage: Eukaryota; Metazoa; Chordata; Actinopteri; Pleuronectiformes; Scophthalmidae.